This is a messenger RNA of Aspergillus calidoustus, 2751 nucleotides long. The record is from the annotation of a GenBank genome assembly. NCBI's taxonomy places the organism in Eukaryota, Fungi, Ascomycota, Eurotiomycetes, Eurotiales, Aspergillaceae.
AUGGCGGACCGAUCUCCGACAGAAGUGAAGCCAAAAUGCACCCCCGCGGAGCUCAUGCUGAAGGUGAUUUUGAUGGGAACACUGAGCCACUACGAAACGCGGGGCAUGAUUGACGACAAACGUUUGGACCACAUGCUCUCUGCUGGAAAGCAGAUCUUGUACAAGACACACCAAGAGAGCGACGUUAGACAUGGCCUGGGACUGUCCCCGGACAUCUGGCAAGGCCUCACCGAUGUAUUUACGAAAGCAAUCCCCGUCCUCGAGUCUCAGUCAUUCAUCUGGAAAUGCCCGCCGGCUGCGAACUACGAACACUCCUCCUCCAACCUCAUAGCCUAUAAUUACUUUUCGCUUGUCAAGGAUAUCGAACGUCUCAAUGACCUUUGCACAAUCGCCCGGAAUUUGUUAGCGACAACGAAAAAGGCACAGAAUAUGGCUGCCGAGAAAGGGUUCGAUCAAAGAGUUUUGGCUUUGGUAGACACUUGUGUUCGUGUUACAGCGCGGGGCUUCGACGGAGAGACAAACGCGAGAAACGAGGAACGCUGGCAAAAAGUGGUCAAUCUCUACAAGCGGCUUCUGAUUACAUGUCUUCAAUUCUUGCAUAACUUUAUUAUGCACAAUGAACAGCGCAAGAUGGUUCUUUGGUUGGACCUUUUCGGGUACCACUCCACUGGAGAUUCCAACAUCAUUCAGCCCAAGGAACCGCUCGAUCAGGCCAGCAGCCAGCCGGAGGGAUUAGCACCGGUAGUCAAGACUGGUGAAAGGAUAGUCAAUCCUCCUAUUCGAGCGCUCUAUGAUCAGACCGCCGAGGAUCUUCUGCUCGAGACGAUAUCCAAUUUUCCCCGCGAACCCGCGACUAUCAAGGAGGAAGCGGCCAUGCUAUUACUCGCAAACAUCAAAGACCACAUGGAGAAGCUUUUGGGCCGUGAUUUGACGGCGAUUCAGGAAAUGGGAAAAGACCCGGAUCAGGUCAAAGAGAUCCGUGCUGCUCUUACCGCCAUCCUGGGUGCUAAAGUGGAUGGGUGGUCCGACCUUCAGGAUAGAGCAAAGGAUCUUCCACCUGCGCUUCCGGACGAUGAACCUCCUCGGAAGAAGGCGAUCCUUACAAUCGACCGCAGUCCGACCGCAGGAUUUCCGCGCAUUUGCUGGUCGGAUCUUCCAGACCUUAACGAAUACGGCGCAUUCGCUGCGGGUGAUGCUCCUUUCGCGGAGGAAGACACAAGCAUGCCAAGAUCGGCUCAAUCGGCAGCCGAGACUCUUCAGGAAGCAAAGGACGAGUUAAUGGCACGGCUGCAGGAGAGCUCGCAGCUCGGUGAUGGUGGAGAACAUGACUAUGAUGCAGGCGACGCAGGAACUGUUGGCGACGACGACUCGCGGAGCCUUGAAGCAGUUGCUGAUGGGAGCGUGGACGAAGAGGAGGAAGACGACGAUGAGGACGAUGACGAUUAUCGUGGGCGUCCCGGUGACCAGCAGCGCGGCUUGCUGACCGAUAUUCCCCUCGUGCUGGGCCCUGCCGAAAUUGAAGCCUUGCCUAUGAUUAUCCAGGCUGGUAUUGUCGACAGCUUUGGUCUGAAAGGCGGCGAAAGGACUGGAUCGCGAAACAUGCAAGCUCUCAGAUGCCACGUUCUUCUCACACAGGAGACAGGCCGGAAUCUAUUGCGGGAGCUUCUGAUAUUUAUCGCUGCAUGGGAUCUCCCUGACGACGAGCUCUACUUUAAGAUGAUGGUUCAAAUCAUGGAUGCAGUCCUGAAGAACGGACUCAUGUCUCACGCUUACUCGGACUUCGGCCAGCCUAAGGAUAUCAUCUCCCCAGCACAGGCCGUCGUAGUAAAAAUCCUCACACAUAUCUUCAGAGCCAAGUACUCCCCCGCUUCAGUCACUGGUUCGGGUUCGGGCCAGGCCAACGCAGCGAAGAGCCCAGGACCACUUUCCCGAGUCGACGUUCUCACAGUUCGCUACAUGUUCACAAUCUUUCGCGGCAACAUCAUUCCCGAGACAUGCGCCCUAAUCUAUCUCCAGGGCCAGAUCCGAGCUGGACGAGCACUUCCCGAGGACUUUCCUCUGAACUUAUGGGAUAUGGAACGUGUAUACGAGGGUGUUUACCAAUUCCUAGAAUUUUUCGCGGUUCUGACAGAGAACAACGACUGGAAGAACCUCCUAGUCAAAUGGGAGAUUGUCUACGACCUAGUGACAUUGAUCAAGGAGCUCGAAACGAGCAUUCCAAAGGGCCAGCUUAGCCAACUCAACCUUGGACGCAACAGCCCAUCCCAAGACCAACAAGAGAGCUCAAGCCCCGGUCCUAUCGCCGUCGAACGACCAUACGACCCUAGCGAACCAGACCCGACUGAGGGUGGCACCGUGUCAAGACCUGAGUCGCCACCCAUCACCGAGGACCCUUCUGAAUUCGAGUGGCGCAACUUGAAAAAGCUCGUCGUGCUUGUCCUUUCGUCUCUUGUGUGGAAGUGCCCCGAAGUGCAAGACCAGAUCCGGAAGCACGGUGGUGUCGAGACAAUUUUGUCGUGCACCAACUUUGAUGCGCACAACCCGUAUAUCAAGGAGCAUGCUGUGAUGUGUCUCAAGUUCUUGCUCGAGGGUAACCGCGAAAACCAGAAACUUAUCGAGGAGCUCGAGGCUCGAGAAGUAAGGGAUGACAACGGGAUGUUGGAGCAGAGAGGCCUUGAAGCUGUAAUUGAUAAGACGGGCAAGCUGGCUCUUCGACCACGAGAAGGCCCACCCGCACCCGAAAGGGAUUGA